AUGCCCUUGCUACAGUCCAUUGGAGAAAAUUUCUGGACUGCUUUGGGUAGCAGUAACCGGCAACAAAAUCGUUUAUUACAUGUACAAAAGGCUAUGCUUCUUAAGAUUUACAAUCUCAAUUACCGCAAAGGGGCAAAAGAUGUUAACAAUUCCAGGAUAGGCAUGCCAAGUUCUUCCAAGAAUCCCUUCACCUAUGAUGGCAGCCCAGGGGUGGAUGAAAAUCCUUACUUUGAAAAUAAAGUUCUCUCCAAAGAAUUUCAUCUGAAUGAGAAUGGUGAUCUAUCUUCAAAUUCCACUGCAAUCAAAUGGAAAUCUGAAAAGGAUUUGAUGAAACAUUCAAGUCAAAUGCAGAAGAAAGACAGCAGAAAGAGGCAGCAUGAAGAACCAGAGAGCUUCUUUACCUGGUUUAUUGACCAUUCUGAUACAAGUGCUGAUGGGUUAGGAGAGGUCAUUGAAGAUGGUAUUUGGCCAAAACCAUUACUGUACUACUUGGUUCCUGAUAUGGAUGACGAAGAAGAAGGAGCAGAAGAUGAUGAUGAUGAAGACGAGGAAGGAUUAGAAGAUAUUGAUGAAGAAAGGGGUGAGGAUGAAGGUGAAGAUGAUGAUGAUGAAGGAAAGGAAGAAGAGGAGGAUGAAGGAGAAGAUAACUAA
Messenger RNA from Rhinopithecus roxellana (golden snub-nosed monkey), 651 nucleotides. RefSeq names its product protein SET-like. Bases 1 to 651 code for a protein of 216 amino acids. The record is from RefSeq and is a predicted model, not a curated record. NCBI's taxonomy places the organism in Eukaryota, Metazoa, Chordata, Mammalia, Primates, Cercopithecidae. Gene Ontology annotation, molecular function: histone binding; chromatin binding. The transcript has 3 exons. Gene Ontology annotation, cellular component: chromatin; nucleus. Gene Ontology annotation, biological process: nucleosome assembly.